GUGUUGGGCUGUUUUGUACUCUGUGCCAUUAUUUUGAAACUCUUGAGCGGAAGUCGGCGCUUCCCUCCCUGUCUUGACGGUGGACAUGGACUGACUGUGGCAAACCUCAGACAGGUGGAGGAGACGUCCUUAAGCAGCUGAACUGCACCGCGGGUCGGACUGGGUCGUGCCGGACUGGGCUGGGCUGCAGGACGCGCAGCGGUGGACGCUGCGCUCGGUGCGCGGUGCUCGGUGCGCGGCGGCUCCUCUCGGCAGCUGCUGGAUCUCCCCCCAAAAACCCAGAAAACCCGAACCAUGGUCUGGCUGAUCUGAGCAUCCUGAGCUGAAUCCCCGCACACAUGCUGCUGCUGGACUCACGGUGGACGCGGGGCGGACGCGGGGAUCCACAUGCGAUGGAUUAGACGCGCUCGGAUCUUUAUUCCCUGAUUCUCGGCUCCGUGUGUUUCUCCUCCUGCCUCGGCCAUGGAGCACCAGGCAGCCGAGCCGCAGAACUAUGAAGACGUACAGAAGAGCGGAUACCUCCGCAAGCAUAAAUCAAUGCACCGGCGGUUCUUCGUGCUGAGGGCGGCCUCGGAGCACGGUCCGGCUCGGCUCGAGUACUACGAGAACGAGAAGAAAUUCCGCAGUAAAUCACCUGUGCCCAAGAAAGUCCUGAACCUGGAGACCUGCUUCAACAUCAACAAGCGUGCGGAUUCCAAGAACAAGCACAUGAUCGUGCUCUACACCCGCAGCGAGAGCUUUGCCAUCGCUGCGGACAGCGAGGAGGUCCAGAACGAGUGGUACCAGGCGAUGCUGGACCUCCAGUGCAACUGUAAGACCCCUGAAGAUUACGGCAGCAGCGGCGAGUGUAGCUCUCCGUCUCCGGUUCCGACCUUCAAGGAAGUGUGGCAGGUCAAGGUUUGGCCCAAAGGUCUCGGUCACGCCAGGAACCUGGUGGGCAUCUACCGGCUGUGCCUAACGGACAAGACGGUCAACUUUGUCAAACUCAACUCGGACGUGGCGGCGGUGGUGCUGCAGCUGAUGAAUGUUCGCAGGUGCGGUCAUUCUGAGAAUUUCUUCUUCAUCGAGGUGGGCCGUUCUGCGAUCACUGGGCCCGGAGAGUUCUGGAUGCAGGUGGAUGACUCUGUGGUGGCUCAGAACAUGCACGAGACCCUGCUGGAGGCCAUGAAGGCGCUGAGCGAGGAGUUCCGUCAGCGCAGUAAGUCUCAGUCCGUGGGGACGUCGUGCGGAGGAGGUACCGCUUCGAACCCCAUCAGCGUCCCGAGCCGCCGUCAUCAUCCGAAUCUGCCACCGAGUCAGGUGGGCUUCUCCAGACGAGCCCGCACAGAGACUCCCGGAGGAGGCAGCAGCACAAGCACGUCACCCACCUCACGCCACGGAUUCCCGAGGGCACGAACCGCCAGCAUCGGGGCCAGGUCGGAGGAGAGCGGAGCAAGCGCCAAAGGGACAUGGGCGAGCUCGAGCCCGAGUCUCAACGGUUCCUGCUCAACUACGCCGACACUGAGGCCCAAGCCCACCAGGGCCCCGACUCCGGCUAAGAUUACCCUCAGCCUUGCACGGUACACGCCUAACCCCGCUCCGUCUCCUGCACCGAGCCUGUCCUCCAGCUCUGGUCACGGCUCAGAGUGUGGUUUGGUUGGGGCGGCGGUUGGAGGCAUGACGAUCUGCUCCUAUCCUCGUGUUUCUCAGAGAGUUUCAGUUUCAGGUUCACCGAGCGACUACGGCUCCUCAGAUGAGUACGGCUCCAGCCCCGGGGAGCACUCCCUGCUCGUACCCAGCCUGUCCGGACAUCACGUCCAUGGAGAAGGUUCCUCCAGCUACAUAGUGAUGGGUCAACGGGAGGGUCUCCUCGGGUCUCACCAUCGCUCAAAAGGCCGACGGAUCCUACGACGAGCGUCCAGUCGGGAAUCCGAGGCGGAGCGCAGACUCUUGAGUAAGAGGGCCUCUUUGCCUUUGGCAGCCCACGAACGCCUGACCCCGCACAGAAAAGACGAAGACGACGAAGACGAUGAAGAAUACGCCAUCAUGUCGCAGAGUGCUAACCGAGACAGAGCUGAUCUGCACCACGGCUCAGGGGCUCUGGCUGUCGGGGGUGAUGGAGUUGGUGACGGGAGGAAGAGGGCCGACAAAAGCCGAGGAGACGUGGAUGCAGGAGCAGCUGUGGACAGCGGUUACAUGUCGAUGUUGCCUGGAGUGACGUCUCCUCCUGUCUCACUCUCUCUCUCGAUAGGUAUGUCUGACAGCGCUGCUAAACCCGGGGCGGACGACGAGUACAUGGCCAUGACCCCCAACAACAGCGUGUCCCCGCCUCAGCACAUCCGCCAGCCCAGCUCAGAGGGCUACAUGGUCAUGUCUCCAAACAGCAGCAGCUCCUCAGACCUGCAUGGACUGGGCAUGUGGGACAGCAGGGCCAGCAUGGAGAGCCGGGCUACCAGCGACUACAUGAACAUCUCGCCCGUCUGCAGCCGCUCCGCCUGCAGCACGCCGCCUUCCCACCCCGAGCAGCACCAGCUGCAACCAAAAAUGUUCAACUCCUACUUCUCUCUGCCACGAGCUUAUCAGCAUACACUCUACACUCGCUUUGAGGAGGACUUAAACAAAGUAGAAGGAAAGAAGGACAGUGGAGGGCACGAUAGUCCAGGACGGGCAGGUGGAGUCGGAUACAGCAAGAGAAACAAAAUUGCGGCGGGCUCCGCGGGAGGCUGUCAGCUCUCCAUGUCUUCCUCGUCUUUCUCCUCCAGCUCAGCCAGCAGCGAAAGCCUGGAAGACAAGUCCAUGACGGCAGGGAGGGGGUUAAGUUUGUUACGAACUGGAGCCGAGUACAAGAGCGCAGGAACCUGCACAAAGGACGGACGCCACCAUCAGAAACGAGGAUCCAGCAGUAAGAGCCCGAAGCAACAAAGGAGGGCCCGUCCCCUCAGCGCGUCCUCGGACAUCACUAAAGCCAACACCCUGCCGCGGGUCAAGGAGAACCUGCUGCCGUCCGUGUCUCAGAACGUUGGUGAGUAUGUCAGCAUCGUGUACAAGGAGGACAACAAGUACGACGGAGGCCGACGUGCGGGGUCCAAACAUGGACAACCUGUGAUCCAUGGAACCCUCCGACCCGUGAACCAGCCGCUCCUCUGCCACGAUAAUCCUGCUAACCUGCCCCGCAGCUUCUCGGCCCCGCUGUCCACCUCCGCCGAGUACGUCAGCAUGGACUUAGGGAAGACCUCCACGCCCCUGACCUCUCUCAGAUCCACGUUCAGCACCCCCCAGGGCCCACCAGCUGUCGCCCCCAAAGCCCGCCAUGAACACGGCACGUCCUCUCCUCUGGCAGCAGAGGGCAACGCCGGGUACAGAACAAAAGCAAAGGUGGCAGCAAUGCCGACAGACAUGGACAACAAAGGUUCAGAUCCCAGCAUCUCAGCAAGACCUGCCAUCCACCCUGGUCAGCCCUUAUCCCUGGAGCCGGAGACAGGCCUGGGCUUCUCCCCGGUCAAGUCCUUCCAGUCUCCUGAACGGAGCAGAUUGGUCCGAGGUGACUCGCUCGGACGGCAGAGCCGCCGCUCAGAGACAUUUAACUCACCUCCCUCCCUCCCGCGACACCCACCCUCUUCUACCUCCCUCUUCCCGGACGGCGGCCAGGCAGCGAGCCAUCGGCACGGUUUGGACUGCUCACCGUGGGAGAACAGGCAGGCAGCUAGUUUAUCGGCCACACCUCCACCACCACAAGCCUCCACCUCAUCCGCUGAACAAGGCCUUAACUAUAUUGACCUUGACUUGGCCAUUAAGGAGAGCCCUCAAGCUGGAGUGGAGCGUACCUCUGCCGCCUACAACAUCGGAGGAAGCGCCAUGGGCGGCAGCGCCGGCUCCAGCCUCAACACUUAUGCCAGUAUCGAUUUCUAUAAGUCAGAAGAACUGAGAGCACACCAGAGCAGCAGGAAGGAUGGUCAAGACUGCUGAUCUCGUCUCGGACGUGAGCGUGACGCCGGCGCGAGGUGGACGACGGUCGGCGGCCCGAUCUGUUGCCACAACAGAACGCUGAAAAAACCCUGGAAAACUCAUCAACCCCGUCCCGUCUGUUUUCUGUCAACCAAAUGUGUGCCAAACACACACACACACACACACACACACACACACACACACACAGGGUAAUGAAAAGGUUUUGUUUGAAUAGAAAUGAUCUGAUCAUCGUUCAUAUCGAUGAAGGACGUGUGACCAUGUGUGAGCUCUCAGGCGGCCGCCAUGUUGAUCACGGCGGCUCCGUCACACACUAACGAAGAUUAACGGAGAUUAACGAAGCUUCAUUUAAAACUGAUCCGUGACCUCGAGACUCGGAGCGGUAGCUGACUCGAUCUCAGCGUUUCUUUGUUCGGUCGUUCGACAAACAUCUCGUCACGGCGUCCUUCGUCCGUGUUCGAUGGGUCACGUGUCAUUUUGGCUCCGAACAGGAAGGAAAUGCAGCUGGGCAGAGUUUCAUCCACUCGUACACGCUGUCACUGUAAACAUAUUUUAUUUAUGAUAAACAGCUGCCAGAAAAAAAAAGGCUUUAUACUUCUCGGUCUUUGUGCUGCUGGACGCCUGAGGUGUUCAGAAAUAAAUUAAACGUUGGUAUUAUCUCCAUGUUUAAAUGCAUUAGACAGGAUAUGAUGUCGCCACAGUGCGGUAGCCGUGGCGUCCUCGCUCAGAGCUCAGCUGCAGCUCGCCUCAAACAUCGAGUCAAUCCACAUCUCGUUGGUAUUUUAGGGAAUUUGUUGGAUUGACUGCAGCCAAAUGUAAUCGAUUACUUGUCUGCCCGCUGUGUAAACACAAGCUGAGUCCGACCAUAUUUACAUUUAAACACGGAUUCAGAUCCUGUUGAGUUUUAUGUAAACAACACGAUUAAAUUGGCUUCAGAAUAAUUAUUAGACUGCAUGUAGACGUAACAUGCAGAGAGCUGAUCACCAAUCUUAUUUUUAUUCUUCAUUUUAUGCAGAAACUCAUCACUGAGUGACCGCCGUGUCAAAGUUGUCGUGGUGUUAAAUUUUGAAAUUAAAGCUGUAAACUGUUUUAUUUUAAAAAUAUGCAGCUCACAGGGUGAAAGAGUCUCUCCGGCGCUUCUUCCCAGGUGAACUACAUGAAAUGUUAUUUGAAUUUCAUCACAACCUAUCGUCGACCUCUGUGGCUGCAAAGCUCAAGUGCCAAAAACCUGCAGUUCCUCUAACGUCCACUUGAGGCUGGCUCCAGCAGUGAGUCAGUCUCCAUAAGUCCCCAUGUCCAAAUGUCCAACUUCACAGCAGAA
Molecule: messenger RNA, 5263 nt
Organism: Larimichthys crocea (large yellow croaker)
Lineage: Eukaryota; Metazoa; Chordata; Actinopteri; Sciaenidae
Product: insulin receptor substrate 1-B
Exons: 3
Coding region: 463-3945 (1160 amino acids)
Biological process (GO): insulin receptor signaling pathway
Cellular component (GO): cytosol; plasma membrane
Molecular function (GO): phosphatidylinositol 3-kinase binding; insulin receptor binding
Source: RefSeq, a predicted model, not a curated record